AUGGAGUUAGAAUGUGUGAAGAAGAUGUUAGAGAAAGGAAUCGAAAGAGCAGCAGUUGUAGAUGGAUUGCCAUGGAAGUUCAUAGAACAUUUGUGUAUGAAUGGCCUCCAAAUUGAUCUCAUGGAGCCUGGCCAUGUGGUUUGUUCCAUGAAGAUAACGCCACGUUUACUCAAUUCUAACAACUCUUUCCACGGUGGCGCCGCCGCUUUGCUGGUGGAUAUGGUGGGCGCAGCAGUAAUUCCAUCCCCCAUGACUUCCGGAGUUUCUGUUGAGAUCAAUGUUUCAUACUUUGAUGCUGCCUAUCUCCAUGAGGAGAUUGAAAUCGAUGCAAGGCUUCUACGUUUUGGAAAGGCUGUAGCUGUUGUUAGUGUGGAGUUUAGAAAGAAAAAGAGUGGCAAAAUUUUUGCUCAAGGUCGACACACCAAAUAUCUUGCCGUUGCCAGUAAGUUAUGA
Arachis duranensis is the source of this 453-nucleotide messenger RNA. RefSeq lists its product as uncharacterized. The transcript is spliced from 3 exons. Gene Ontology annotation, molecular function: fatty acyl-CoA hydrolase activity. Bases 1 to 453 code for a protein of 150 amino acids. Lineage: Eukaryota; Viridiplantae; Streptophyta; Magnoliopsida; Fabales; Fabaceae. The record is from RefSeq and is a predicted model, not a curated record.